Sphaerulina musiva SO2202 is the source of this 898-nucleotide messenger RNA. RefSeq lists its product as uncharacterized. The record is from RefSeq and is a predicted model, not a curated record. The transcript has a single exon. The annotation marks the transcript as partial. Lineage: Eukaryota; Fungi; Ascomycota; Dothideomycetes; Mycosphaerellales; Mycosphaerellaceae.
CAUGAUCUCGUUUCUAAGAGCUCCACACCCGCCAAAGACGACACAGGCCCACCAAGAAAUCACCACCUACGAAAAUGGCACUUCUUCAGUCCAGUACCAUCCGAGAGGCUCGAAGUACAUGAUGACACAUACGCUUCCACCGAGCGACCCCAAAGAAGGUCCUUCCAUUGUGCAGCCGCCAUUUCAUUAUCACAUCUAUCAAACGGAGACUUUCAACGUAGUGGAAGGCGAAGCACAUCUAUUCUUCGGGCUCGAUCCCCUCCCUUCUGCCGUGUUGAGCGCAAAAGGACCAUCGGCGAUGGCAGUGUUGGGACCCAUGCGGUACCAUCGAUUUGAGAAUGCCAGCAAGACGGAGCCCCUCAAGAUUAACAUCCAGCUCGAUCCCGAAGACUACGAGAACGAAAGUCGCUUUUUCCGAAACUUCUUUGGAUACCUCAGUGACUGCAAGCAAGCAGGACAGUCUCCGUCGAUUUUUCAGCUUUUUGUCUUUUUGUGGAGCGCAGACACGCCGCUCGCGAUUCCGAUGCCGUUUGGGCUGGAAUCUCUGGGCGUAUACCUCUCGUGGCUGCUGAUGAUUGUGGUGGCAUACAUUGGGUACUAUGGAUUGGGGUACAAGACCAGCUAUCCCGAGUACUAUGACGAGAAGAAGAGCAGAUGAGCAGACAGAAGGGAGCAGACAGAAGGGUCCGUCUUGUUGGCGGCGCUGUAUAUCUAAUUCUGUCGUGCUAUUUUUGGGCUCUCGCCAAGCAGAAUCAUCAUUGGCCGGCAACCGAGUUGUGGUGAAACCAUCGCCGACUCCUCAUCCUUCGACUGACAUGAACCACCGCUUCUCACGGCAUUUUCUGUAUUGACUUCCUCUCUCCCUCUCUGUAUCUCUGUCUCAGUAUAUUACUACCCC